Messenger RNA from Hippoglossus stenolepis (Pacific halibut), 2238 nucleotides. Its product is annotated as rho-related GTP-binding protein RhoA-C. Lineage: Eukaryota; Metazoa; Chordata; Actinopteri; Pleuronectiformes; Pleuronectidae. The transcript is spliced from 5 exons. Gene Ontology annotation, cellular component: dendritic spine; cleavage furrow. The coding region runs from base 76 to 657 and encodes 193 amino acids. The record is from RefSeq and is a predicted model, not a curated record. Gene Ontology annotation, biological process: cell migration; small GTPase-mediated signal transduction; stress fiber assembly. Gene Ontology annotation, molecular function: GTPase activity; GTP binding.
CAAUGUGGGCGGGGCCCAGUCUUCCUGACGCUGUGGGGGGCGGGACUGUGACUCCGACAGGAAACCGACAGAAAGAUGGCUGCAAUCAGAAAGAAACUAGUGAUAGUUGGUGAUGGAGCCUGCGGCAAAACCUGUCUCCUCAUAGUGUUCAGCAAAGAUCAGUUCCCUGAGGUCUAUGUGCCCACUGUGUUUGAAAACUAUGUGGCAGAUAUUGAGGUGGAUGGUAAACAGGUGGAGCUGGCUCUGUGGGACACAGCGGGACAGGAGGACUACGACCGACUGAGGCCUCUCUCCUAUCCAGACACAGAUGUCAUUCUCAUGUGUUUCUCCAUCGACAGCCCUGACAGCCUCGAGAACAUUCCAGAGAAGUGGACUCCUGAGGUCAAACACUUCUGUCCCAAUGUGCCUAUAAUUCUGGUGGGAAACAAGAAAGACCUGCGGAAUGAUGAACACACACGUCGAGAGUUAGCUAAAAUGAAACAGGAACCAGUGAAGUCGGAUGAGGCGAGGGACAUGGCUAACCGGAUCAAUGCCUUUGGUUACUUGGAGUGCUCGGCCAAGACGAAGGAUGGUGUUAGGGAGGUGUUUGAAAUGGCCACCAGGGCAGCACUGCAGGCCAAGAGACGAGGCAAGAAAAGCGGCUGCUGCCUUUUAUAGAGUGUCAGGUAACGCAGGAUCAGGAGGGAAAUAAACAUCCAAGAAAAACAUCCCUGUGCCUGUUUUCACCAAGGUGGGCACAGUUGACUGGGGAGUUGUAGGGAUGAAAAAGGAAGGUCAAAUGCUAUGGAAAAGGCGAAUACAUGUAUAUACAUUUAAGUUCGACAUUAUAGCUUUUAGCUUUCAAAUAAGAAAUAUUGUAAUCUCGAGUUUAGGAUUCCAUAAACCUGAAAUUAAGAGAACAUGACGAGAAGGGAACAUCUCUCCUACUCAUACUCCAGUACAGUAAUCAGACUUAUGCCUGCCUACCGAACUGUUGGAAGACUUCCAUGGCUUGCAGUGUGACUGUGCUUGUCUUUCAUUCUGUAUGUUUUUCACUCUCCUUAAUUUCCAAAGUUAGAACUUUAUUUAAACCCGCUUUUCUUUUCUAUGAACCUGUAAUACUUCAUACAAUUUCCCAUUCAAAUGCAGAGUUUGAUUAUUUGCAGUUAAGUAUAAAUACAUAAUGAGACCAACUUAUGAGUGUUUUAUACCUGCUUUUUAAUUAACACAAGUUGAUUGAGUUAACUUGGCCUUAAAGUGACAAACUGUGAUUGAAAUAAAUCAGAGUGUACUGUCAAACACGCUGUAUACGGGUGGGUAUUAAAGGGUUAAUAAAAUGUUAUUGCCCUUUGGACAGUUACUGUAAAUUCUGAAAUAGUAACAGCCCUUAAUUUAUAACUGCUACAGGGGGGCAGAGCCUUUUUUUAAACAAGCUGAAAAGACUUGAUUCCUUGAUUUCCCCAGUUUUCUGAGAUUAUUUCAUAAUUUAGUAAAAAUCCUCCCAAUUUUAUCAUGUGAUCACUUUUAAUUUGCUGUUAAUGCAAACUGAACACUGUCUACCUGACAAAUUCAGUAUAAUGUACAUUUCUAUUGCACAGUAUCCUUUACUACACAGUUGUGUAGUGUAGUUUCUUCCUUCAAAAUAAAUACUGUUUUCAGUUAGUUUUUGUAAAAUUACUUUACCAAUAUUUGACAUCAGUAAGGUAAUAGGAUGAAUUGCUUGCUGCCAGUUUGCUUUUAACGUGAAACAUUUGCACAGGACUUGAGUCACUUGUGGAAGUGAGUGAAAACAGUGUUUGUGUUGAAGAAGUGACGCUCAGAGGAUAGUUGAUGGAAUCAGUGCCAUGGGACUGUCAGCUAUAGUGAAUGUUCAUCUGCAACACACAGUAAUUCCACACCUCAGUGUUUUAACCCUUCUUUUGUUCUCUGGAUGUUAGACAUUGACAGGGUUCCCCCUCUGCCAGUUCACUCAUGUUUACAGCUGUUAUUUUUCUGCUCAGUUGUAUGUUAUGUUAUGUUCACUUUGUGAUAUUCUACUGGUUUUUGUUGUAUUAUUUGCACACAGCUAAAAUCAAGAGGUCGGUGUGGUAAACACUUGGAAAAUAUAUGAUGUCAGAUUAUAAAAUACAAAAUGCAAGCAACUCCUUAAGGAUCGGUCAUUUGUAAUAUUCUUUUGUAUACAAAUGUAUCCUGACAUUUCUCCAGUCGCCUUUUGUAACGUAUUCUAAAGGAAAUAAAUUGUAACCGAGAAUGACCAAA